AGUAGCUAAUAAAAAUACGUAUGAAGACAAACUAGAAUUAUUGAAACUUUAGUUCUGUAACGCAUGCAGUAAACAAUAAGCAUUAAAAACCAAUUACCUCGUCAUACGAAAUCAAUUACUAUACAUAUUCAAAUAUGUUGCACAAGACAUCGAGUCUCCUUUGCAUUCUUAGUAUCAAUGCAAUGAUCAUUUUGUUACAUGGGCACUCAAAUUAUGAGAGUUUUAAUAACAAUGAUAAUAGCAAGUCAAAAUUAUCGAAAUUACGAGAUCGAGCUAUUGAUAUGGAGAACUUCUCAAAGAACCAACAUUGUUCAAAUAAAAAAAUACUGGACACCACGCCUAAAUCCGGUGAUAUAUUUGAUUUUAUAAUAAUUGGCGCUGGUACGGCUGGCAGCACAACAGCAGCAAGACUGAGCGAAAUUUCUCAGAACAAAAUAUUGCUGAUCGAAGCUGGAUCUUACGAGAACUUUUUCAUGGACAUUCCUAUAUUCGCUCCCAUCUUAACUUUAGAUAAUAACAUCAAUUGGAACUACAAAACUAAACCGUCCAACAAAUACUGUCGUGGCAUGAAUGGUAAUGUAUGCCUUUGGCCAAGGGGAAAAGUAGUCGGUGGUAGCAGUGCGACAAACUUCAUGUUAGCUGCUAGAGGCGGAGCCGAAGAUUACGAUCGUUGGGCAGACAUGGGGAAUGAAGGCUGGGCUUACAAGGACGUCCUUAAAUAUUUUAAAAAAUUGGAAACAAUGAAUAUUCCGGAGCUGAAGUCGGACACUACUUAUCAUGGUACUGACGGACCAGUACAUAUCACUUAUCCAUUAUAUCGAACCCCAUUGUCAGAAGUCAUUCUAGAAGCUGGUAAGGAAAUAGGAUAUCCGAUAGUAGAUUACAAUGGGAAAAACAUGAUAGGAUUCUCACAUGUGCAAGCUACAAUCAUGAACGGCACUCGCAUGAGCAGCAAUAGUGCAUAUUUACAUCCUAUACGCAAUCGCAAAAAUUUUUAUAUGACUCUUCAGAGUAUGGUAACCAAAAUUUUGAUAGAUAACACGAAGCGCGCAGUCGGUGUGGAAUUUACCAAAGAUGGUCAAAAUAUCUCCGUGACAGCAAGAAAAGAAGUGAUUCUGUGUGCGGGUGCCAUCGGAUCACCGCAGUUGUUAAUGCUAUCUGGUAUCGGACCAGAGAAACAUCUUAUUGAAUUAGGCAUUAAAGUUUUCCAAAAUGCGCCAGUCGGCGAAAAUCUCAUAGACCAUCUAGGCUAUUUUGGAUUGCAGUGGAUAACAAAUGCAUCGAUAGGUUUAACAACAUCUGAAGUGUUCAAUCCUUUUAAUCCGUACAUGUCUGAAUUUUUUAUAAAUCGAACGGGACCAUGGACGACUUUGGGUUUGGCCGAGACCCUCGCUUAUGUCAAUACAAAACAUCCAGAUAAACAAAGCGGUCUACCCGACAUAGAAUUAUUGUUUACUGGUAUUCAACCCAUAAAUUUUAUUGCUCCAAUUUUGAUAAAUUUGAAAGAUCCUCUAUCUUUAUGGAUCAAAUAUGGUGAAUAUCACAGCUGGUCUGUUCUGGUAGGAUUGUUGAAACCAAAAAGUCGUGGUAGGAUAACGUUGUUGGCUAAUAACGUCAAUGUGAAACCAAAGAUCGUACCAAAUUAUUUAAAUGAUUCAGAUGACGUCAGGACGAUGAUCGCCGGAAUUAGAACUGCGUUAAGAAUUGGUGAAACAAAGGUGAUGCAAGCGUUUAAUUCUCAAUUAUUAAACGUGACUAAUAUGGAAUGCGACAAGUAUGAGUAUGACUCUGAUGCUUAUUGGGACUGCAUGAUAAGAAUUAUGUCUUCCACACUUUUUCACCCUUCCGGCACUUGUAAAAUGGGACCUCGUGGAGACCCAACUGCUGUCGUCGAUUCCAGAUUGAAGGUGAUUGGUAUUGAAGGAUUACGAGUAGUAGAUGCUUCCAUCAUGCCUGAAAUUGUAUCAGCACCCAUAAACUUACCUGUUUAUAUGAUUGGUGAAAAAGCAGCAGAUAUGAUCAAAGAAGAUUGGAAAUACUAAGAGAAGUUGUGACAAUAACAAAGUUAUAUAAAAAUAACCCAAUAAGUAUGUCAUUUUUUAGUGUAAAACACAAUAAGUAUUGUGUUACUUUCUUUGACAGUAGUGACACCCUAUGGGGCAAAUGGUGACAAUUACAAAAUACAUAAUUCUUAAUUCUUA
This is a messenger RNA of Wasmannia auropunctata (little fire ant), 2201 nucleotides long. Its product is annotated as glucose dehydrogenase [FAD, quinone]-like. Lineage: Eukaryota; Metazoa; Arthropoda; Insecta; Hymenoptera; Formicidae. The transcript has 3 exons. Gene Ontology annotation, molecular function: oxidoreductase activity, acting on CH-OH group of donors; flavin adenine dinucleotide binding. The coding region runs from base 135 to 2042 and encodes 635 amino acids. The record is from RefSeq and is a predicted model, not a curated record.